GGCGGGGGAGGAGGGCAGAGAUCGCAGACGCCCCGCCCAGUCAGGAAGGCUGCGCGUGCCCCGUGAGACCGCCAAGAUGGUGGUGGGCGCGUUCCCUAUGGCGAAGCUGCUAUACCUGGGCAUCCGGCAGGUCAGCAAGCCUCUUGCCAACCGCAUUAAGGAGGCCGCCCGCCGAAGCGAGUUCUUCAAGACCUAUAUUUGCCUCCCGCCGGCUCAGCUGUACCACUGGGUGGAGAUGCGGACCAAGAUGCGCAUCAUGGGCUUCCGGGGCACCGUCAUCAAGCCGCUGAACGAGGAGGCGGCCGCGGAGCUGGGCGCCGAGCUGCUGGGCGAAGCCACCAUCUUCAUCGUGGGAGGCGGCUGUCUGGUGCUGGAAUACUGGCGCCACCAGGCGCAGCAGCGCCACAAGGAGGAGGAGCAGCGCGCCGCCUGGAACGCGCUGCGGGACGAGGUGGGCCACCUGGCGCUGGCGCUGGAGGCGCUGCAAGUGCAGGUGCAGGGGGCGCCGCCGGAGGGCGCCCUGGAGGAGCUGCGCGCGCAGCUGCAGGAGGUGCGCACCCUGGUCCGCGGCCAGAGCGCGCCGCCGGCGUCCCCGGCCGCCUCCACGUCCCAGGCAGUGUCAGCGUCCAAGAAAUAGGCUACCAAAGCCUGAACCGGGACCGGGCCGUGUGCGCCCCGACGUGGCCUUCUCCCUGCACCCUCCUGCCAGUGCAGGCCCGGUGGAAACCACCCGGAUCUUGGUGCAACCCGGCAUUCGAUACCCCUACGGAUGAAACCAGUGGAACCUGCCUCUGGGACCUGCCGCAGGUGGAGCGUUCUGUCACAGCCCCCUCUACCUCUAGCUCGACGGCCCGGUCCACAGUGCUCACGCCCCGCUCAGACCGAGGUCCUGGCCAGCAGGGCAUGGCACACACCGCUCUGGCCUGCUGGGAGCUGGACUUGAGGCCAGUCGACUUGUCGUGGUACCCACCCAUUUACCUGAUUAGUGUUACCUUCCUGGGCCACCCCAUCCAUUGCGGGCCACCCCCUGCCUUUUACCACUGUAAGGCGGGGCCCCAGGGUCCCAGUGGCUCUCCGUCCCUGCCUUUCCAGCUCUAGCAGGGUGGCACCUUUCUCGUUGAGGGGGAAGAAAGGCUCCUGGCCUGUAAGCAGCCAAUGGAAUUAGUGUGUCUUUCCCCUCGCCUGCUCCAGGUUCCUUCCUGAGGUCCUGGGUGAACUGUUCCGGCCAAACCUCGUCAUCCCUCAGCCUAGCACAACCUCCCGACCCCGCCCGGCUGUGCGGUCUCUGGCAGUGCUCCCCAGACCCCCUGCCCCGGGUGGGAAAGUUGAACCUCCUGGGCUAGUGCAGCCCGCCUUUCAGCGUCAGCCCCGGGCUCUCCUGCCCCCAGAGCCCCUGGGCCUUGUACUGUGUGGCUGUCCUUUCCCGCCUCUCCCGCACUCCUCAGUGGCGUUUCUCAGAGGCCUGCUGGGUCAGGACUAGAUCGCCCCUCCCUCACCUUCCAUCCAGCCCUGCAGAGCUGAGCGGGCUCUGCCUGCCCUUGUGGGACUGUCCCACACCCUCCUUCGCAGCAGCGCCUCCAGUCUCCCAGCCCCAAGUUCCCCUCCUUCCAUUGGCACCAGCUGGGCUUUCCUCCUCUGCUCGUUUUCUGGGGUGGCAGUGACAACUUCUGCCCACCUGACGACCCUGCCCCUGCACGUCCUGCCCCGGUGCAGCUCGCUCACCGUUAGACAUCAUGCUCCUUCCCGCGGCCAGUCCUGGUGGGCUGCAGUCGUGUCCGUCCCCCCCCACUACCCCGCUGUGGGGCUGGGGCUCUGCCGCCAGCCUGUGCCCCGUGUUUCAGACGCUGCUUCCUAACAGGAGCCCUGGGAAGGAAGGGGUGCAGGCUCGGGACAGAGCUUGUUAAGAUUAGAGAAGCUGGGGAGGGUCUGGAGAAGGAGGCUAAGUCAGGCCCCCGAGCUCUUCCCCAAGUGGGUGAACUCAGGCCUUGGGAGGCAGGGCUGCUUAGUGGUGUGGGGCUGGCGCCAAGUGGUGAGGGGUAGGGCAGAGGGUGGGGCCCUGAGUGGGCAGGCAGGGCUCACUUGCAGGCCCCAGGCAUCCUCUCCCAUCCCAGAGGCAAGGCGAGGCCCUGCUGAGCUCAGAGCAGCCCCAGGUCGCGGAGAUCCUAGUGUAGUAACCCCAUUGCCCUGAAGCUACAGGCGAGGGCCAGCUUUUACCCCUCACCUCACUGCCCCUGGGGAUAAAAGUGACCUCGGCACAGACUCCCCCCACCCCUGCCCAUAGGAAACCCAGAGAUGGGUUCCGAAACAGCUUAAUUCCUUCUAGAAGAGGAAAGCAGCUGAUAGAGGGGACCGAGGAGGUAUGGCCCUGAUGGAGGUGUCUUUAAAAUGGGGGUGACCUCAGUGGGUUAAAUGGGCAAAGGCAAGGGCCAGAUGCCCCAGUGGGGGACAGAAGCAGGGGAGUGGGCUCAGUUCCUGGUUUCCAUGGUCACCCUCCGAGGCUUGUGUCCGGCUCCCCACCAGCUCCACUGACACCUCUGGAGGCCGGAGGCUGUGACCACCCGCCAUGGUGUCAGUAAAUGGUAAACAGCCUUCCCACCACAGAUAGGUUCCUGGAGCUCCGGGAGGUGCCGCACUGUUUUAAGUGCUUUCAAGUCCCCCACGUUGUUUUCUCCAUUUCAUUGAUGAGGCAGGCACGGAGAGGGACAGUCACCUGCUUGGUCACACAGGCAAGGAAGGGGCGAGGCAGUCGAGCCCCAGCCCUGGACCCCUGCACCGCGGCGACCCUGACAGACUGCUGCUUGCACACGACAGCGGGCAUGGGCUUGCCCCUGUGCAGGGGUGGCGGGUGCGCAGGUGGAAAGAACCCUCUCCAUAUGGACAAGCCGGACAGAGGAUGGUUCUUUGCUCUGGCUUCCUACUGGCUCGGAUUUUGUACACUAGGGGUAGGGGUUCGAAUAAAUUAAUAAAUGAAGAUGCUUGUUUUCAA
Molecule: messenger RNA, 2986 nt
Organism: Tupaia belangeri chinensis (Chinese tree shrew)
Lineage: Eukaryota; Metazoa; Chordata; Mammalia; Scandentia; Tupaiidae
Gene: OPA3
Product: outer mitochondrial membrane lipid metabolism regulator OPA3
Exons: 2
Coding region: 77-637 (186 amino acids)
Biological process (GO): regulation of lipid metabolic process
Cellular component (GO): mitochondrion
Source: RefSeq, a predicted model, not a curated record